AAAACAAACACCUCCAUUUUCAGCCUCUCUUCCGAGAAAGCUACUCACCGUACUUCCAUGGCAAAAGUUUUGUCCAAUUUCAACUGAAAGUCCGCCAUUAUAUUUUCUUCCUCUCUCCAAAUCUUUUCCUCUUCUUUUUAGUUUUGUCUCUAAUGGCGGCUGUUACUUCGUUGUCAUUCUCGGCAUUAACUCAAUCUUUUGAGAGGAAACUGAACAUUUCUUCUACUCGGACAUUUGCUUCCGCUUUUGACUCUGUUCGUCUGCGUUCUUACCAUUUUUCGUCUACUCUGACAGUAAGAGAUUCAAUUUCCUCUUAUGGUAUGGUUAUCCGGUGCUUGUCCUCUUCCUCAGAUGCCCCUCCAGUAUCGGAGACAAAGUUAAAUUUUCUUAAAGCCUAUAAAAGGCCAAUCCCUAGUAUCUACAACAAUGUGCUACAAGAAUUGAUUGUUCAGCAACACUUGACGAGAUACAAAAAGGCCUAUAGAUAUGAUCCUGUCUUUGCUCUUGGUUUUGUUACUGUCUAUGAUCAGCUAAUGGAGGGCUAUCCCAGUGAGGAAGAUCGAAAUGCCAUCUUUGAAGCUUACAUUAAAGCACUAAAAGAGGAUCCAGAGCAGUACAGAAAAGAUGCACAGAAACUGGAGGAAUGGGCUCGCGCCCAAACACCUGCUUCAUUAGUUGAGUUCUCAUCAAGAGAGGGUGAAAUUGAGGAAAUGUUGAAGGACAUUGCUAGAAGAGCUGGUGAAAAUGGUAGUUUCAGCUACAGUCGGUUCUUUGCAGUGGGCUUGUUUCGUCUCCUUGAAUUGGCUAAUGCUUCUGAACCCACCAUCUUAGAAAAGCUUUGCUCAGCCUUGAAUGUAAACAAGAAAAGUGUAGAUCGCGAUCUUGAUGUAUACCGCAACCUCCUCUCAAAGCUUGUGCAAGCUAAAGAGCUGUUGAAAGAAUAUGUAGAAAGAGAGAAGAAGAAAAGAGCAGAGAGAUCAGAUGUACAAAAAGCUAGCGAGGCGGUUACAAAUUGCUUGGGAGCGUACUAACUUUGUUGCUUGUAACUUAGAUGUCGAUAUAACAUUGAUGUCGAUAUAUAUAAAUAUUUUUUCUCAUUGUCUGUGGUGCCAUUAUUUCAUGCUCCGUCGUAACUUAGAUGAGCUUGAAAGCUAUGUCAAUAUUGUUCCCUGUUAUAUGAGGUUGCUUGUACCUGUAAUUAGUGAUUUUAUUCCCCCUUCAGUGAAAAAAUUCUCUGGCAAUGUGUUUUAUAAUGAAGAAUUGCUAGUUUUGGAUGCAAA
This is a messenger RNA of Amaranthus tricolor (Joseph's coat), 1280 nucleotides long. Its product is annotated as protein THYLAKOID FORMATION1, chloroplastic-like. The record is from RefSeq and is a predicted model, not a curated record. The transcript has 5 exons. The coding region runs from base 153 to 1031 and encodes 292 amino acids. Gene Ontology annotation, biological process: protein import into chloroplast stroma; photosystem II assembly; photosynthesis. NCBI's taxonomy places the organism in Eukaryota, Viridiplantae, Streptophyta, Magnoliopsida, Caryophyllales, Amaranthaceae. Gene Ontology annotation, cellular component: chloroplast thylakoid.